AGGUUCUGCAGCUCUGCACAUCAGAGCCCCAAGUCCAACCUCCAGCUAACGGCCAUCUGCAGCCAGUCCUGCUCGAAGGAGGGACCGAGAAAACACAUCUUAUGAUGCAGAGAGGCUGUUAUUAGGAAACUGAACUUCACACAAAUAUUUCAGCUUCUUACCUCAUUGCUUCUCAGGACAAGACAAAAAUAUGGCUUUAAGGACUGUAUCGAAAGAGCUCUGUGCUUCUUGCAAUAGAACUGUGUACCCCAUGGAACGCCUGGUUGCUGAUAAACUGGUUUUCCAUACCACCUGUUUUUGCUGCAAACAUUGCAAAGCCAAGCUGAGUUUGGGAAGCUAUGCAGCGCUGCAGGGUGAGUUUUACUGCAAGCCUCAUUUCCAACAGCUGUUCAAGAGCAAAGGAAACUAUGACGAGGGCUUUGGCCGCAAGCAGCACAAGGAACUGUGGAAGCAGAAGGCAGCGGAGACUGACUCCAAGUAAAGAUGAUGCCACUGUUGGGGAAGGAGCAGCUGGUUGGCAGUGAGCAAAAUGUGAAGCACUGACACAGUGUCUCUCUUUAAUUGGGGACACAGCAGCUGCAUUUCUUCAAUCAGCUUUAGUGUGUAAUUUAGGGGCCAUUGCUAACAUGGGGGAAGAUUGCUGUGGUCACUGUGUGUAGCGACAUUGUAAAAAUGGUCAUUAGGAUUUCCUCUGGUUAGAAGAACUUUGAAAACACAGUAUACACAGGUGUUACAAAGUCCAACCAGAGAAUAUCUUGCUGACUGGAUUUAAAUGUUGCUUCUAGAUGUCAAAUCAGACCUCAUCAUUCUGAUUUAGGAUUUAUCUACCAAUGUGGCAACAGAACUAAGAACAGCCUACUCCAUCUCCAUGCCAUACAAUUCAAACUGGAAAUAAGGGACAAAAGUAAAAGCAGUAUCGAGUUGCCUGAACUUUAUAGGCCAGAUUAACACUGGGACUUUGGGCUGUAUAUGACCACCUAACAAUCCUGCGUUACACACAGCAAUUCUUCCCUUGUCUACACAUUGCUAAUGUCUUUGGAAUGAUAGCCCACCUAGUGGGAUCAGUUUGCAAUUGCACAAUAUACUCUCAAUAAUAUAUUUCUUCUUAAAACAGGGUGGUUUUGUCACAGUGAAGUGGUUGUGCCAGAUAUUAAAACGGAGCUUUUUUGCAAACAAUGUGAAAAUGCACUGCCACCGACAAGUCCACUGUGACAGGUAUCUUUUAGCAAUCAAAGGUUUCAGUAAACACCAUGGGAAUCCUGGUGGAUCACUCACACGGCUUGCUACAAUGUAAAUUUUCCUCAUAACCCAGAGGGCAGUGCUCCCAACAAGAUGGCCUUCAAAUCAGAUUGCUUUUGCCCAGUUCCUUCACAAAAUAGAGGUCUGAAAAUAGUGUCAGUUUGGUACCAUAGGCCCUGUAACCCACCUGUACAGUCAUAUAUUUUAUCAAAUUAACUAAAUUAUUCAAACUGCCUGGCCCCUACCCUUGUACUCCUGAUCCCAGGUUAGAGAGAGCAUGCAAUUCCCAACUUGCUCUCCUCCCCCAACACACACAAUGCAGAGAUCCCCUUACAGAGCUCAGUACACACGAAUCCACUGAAAAACAGUUAAGAAACAGUGCCUUCUCCUUACAGUGAGGGUCAAUAACACUGUCACAUUUGGAGGAGGGAGGUCACUGACCCCAGCCUUCAUGAAGGACAUCAGUAACCCCAACCCCAAUGGAGGAGGCCAAUGACCCCAGUUCACAUGGUGGGGAGUAGCAUCAGACCAUAGGGAAGAGAUCAGUGACGCUUCCUCCACGGAGCUGGUCAGUAACUCCUUCCCAUACAUGGAUUCCUGAUGAAGGGCUUUUGCCCGAAACGUCGAUUUCGCUGCUCCUUGGAUGCUGCCUGAACUGCUGUGCUCUUCCAGCACCACUAAUCCAGAAUAUGGACGUCAUAGAGCCAUACACUUUGGUCCAACCAGUCCAUGCCAAACAUACUCCCAAACUAAACUAGUCCCACCUGCCUGCCCCUGGCCCAUCUCUCUCCAAACCUUUCCUAAUCAUGUACUUAUCUAAAUGUCUUUUAAAUGCAGAAACUAAGUCCUCAUCCACCACUUCCUCAAGCAGUUCAUUCCAAAUGCAAACCACCCUCUAUGUAAAAAGUUUGCCCCCAUGUCUUCUCUACAUUUCUCUUCUCUCACCUUAAAAAUGUGCCCCCGGUCUUGAAAUAUCCCAUCCUAGGGAAAAGACACCUACCAUUAACCCUAUCUAUAGCCCUCGUGAUUUAAUAAACCUCUAUCAGCAUACCUCUCAUUCUCCUAUUCUCCAGUGAAAAAAAUUCCAAGCCUUUCUUUAUAACUCAAACCGUCCAUACCUAUCCAACAUCCUGAUAAAUCUCUUCCGAACCUUCCCCAGCUUAAUAUCCUUUGUAUAGCAGGGCGUCCAGAACUGCACACGGUAGUCAAGAACAAGCCUCACCAAUACGACUUCCCAACUCCUAUAUACAAAGAACUGAGCAAUGAAGGAAAGCAUGCUAAACACCUUUUUAACCACCAUGUUUAUGACCCAAACUUCAAAUGGACAAUGACCUCCCUACCCCUGACAUCCCAAUAACUGUUUCAGUUUUUUGACGGCUCUGUUGUUUUCUCAGUAGCUGGCUUAACUUCUAGAAAUGAUGCAUGUGAUUUAAUUGUGGGGAAUUCAAUGUGUUUAUUGUUGUAUUCUGAUAUCUCUGACCUUCAGAAGUGCACUCAGCCCCAAGCUCCUCAGACAGAAUGCAAUUUUCUUUUCCCAAAUGAAACUGUGCCUCAGUAAUGGGUUAAAAGUUGAGAAUAAUAUUUUGGUACUUGAUUGUUUAAUAUGCACAUACCUAUGCAUUUUAUAUUACGGUUCAUUAAUCACAGAUAGUUUCCAGGUUUCAUUGAAUGAUUCAGCAGCCUUUUACACACUACUGAUAUUUUGUUUCCAGUCCAACAUAGUACCCAAGAAUACCUGUAUCACUCACUCUCUGAUCAAGUAUUAAAAUUAUUUAGUACUAAUCAGAGUAAUAACCAGGAAGGAUUUCAGGGAUGAUCACAUGCCUCUGGUUUGCUUCCAGCAUUCACCAAAAUUAUCAGAACAUCCACAUCAUUUCCUUCACUCUUGAGAUGAGGGAGCGGAUAGAUAACCUAUAUCUGACACUGUGCUACUCCGAAUGGACUGACAUUUGCCUUGCCCAUAAUCUCCAAAUGCAAUCUGUCCUGUGAUGUCACUGACAUUUAAAAGUCUGGAUAUUUGAGGCGCAUGCGUGCAUGGGCUGUGCUGCAUUUCAGUGGCAUGGACCAAUUUCUGGGAGCACCAGGACUUUAGAUGGAGAAAGUUACAGAAACAUACCCAAGGGUGCCAAGAGUAGUAGUGAGGGUGGGGGCACAGGCAAGGCACAUUCUCUCACUGUUAUUUUUGUUUUCUGUCCCCAUUUCGAGUCAGUCUAAUGUAUAAAAUCCAAAGCACUAAAUAUUUUUAAACCACUCCCAGAACAAUUCUAUGCUCACAAUAAUCUGUUCAAUUAUCUCAUUCCACAGUGACUGCCAUCUGCUUUUUGAGCGGGAAGCUUAGACUGCAAAUCAUGUAAGCUUCAUUGCUGUCUCACAUUCCUGUCUAUUUUGAUUGUAUUGCUCCAAUAUCCAAGGCCAAAUCACAAUGCCACAAUAGUGUGUGAACCUGUUUUACACAUCUCCACAUACACCCUGUUGAGGCUGCUACCACCUACCUUUUUGUUACCUUACCUGGAUUCUUAAACUUGCAUUUGUACUUUUGUCAGAAGAGGCAGAAGGUGGAGAGCACAGUGUCUCCGCAGUGCUGGUCUCCUGGCUCCCAGCCCCUGCUUCCCAUUAGCCCACUUCACAGUCUGUCUUUUGAUUCCAUCAGAUUUGCACACUUGCUUAGUUCAACCAAUAAACGGUUUCCUCCCCCUUUAGCUUCUGAAUGUGUUGUUUGUUUUUGGCCGAGCUGGGAGCUGCUGUGAGGCCACACAGGGAUGGGCAACAUCAGCUUUCCCAGGAAGACCCAGGUCCGAUAAAGAAAAAGGGAAAAUACUUUGAAAUCCAUAGGCUGACAGCAUCACUGAAGCAAUAUGUUCUGGAGGUAAAUUCUAUCCAUUUUGUGGAUCCCUAUCCUGGAAAGGGAUUUCGGUCUGUUGGGAGCUUCAAUGGUUAGCUCUGCUGCAAUUUUGUUUUUAAUCGGUAUGUAUCCAAAGCCACUUCACAUCCAUAGUAAAAUGAUAGUAGUCCCACAGUCUAAGACAUAUGUUUUAAACUAGGAUUGACUACUGGAAUUGGUGACCUUUUUAUACUCUUGCCCCAACCACCACCUAUGUUCUAUACAUCUCUUCUGAGCUGCAACCUCUCCUUAUACAAUAAACAAAGGGGGAAAUGUGGUCUUUCAAUCCCUUUACCCUGUUCUGACAUGCAAUCACAUCUUGCUAAUUUUUAUUGCAAUUUCAAUUCUUGCAUUUUCUCCAUAUCCCUCAAUAUUCUUUCAUAUGUUUAUCGAUCUGUUUUGAAAUCUUCAAUGGCCCCAGCAUUAGCAGAUUUCUGAUUCAAUUCCAUUGUCUUUUUGGAUGAAGAAAUGCUCCCUCACUUCAUGCCUAAAUGACUGAACUGUAAUUUUGAAAUUAUAUCAUCUUGUUCUGGAUUCCCCACCACAGCACUCAGCUUCUUUAUUUCUGCUCUUUCAAUCGUUCUAUGAACAAACUACUGCCAUCAACUUGACAUGGCAAGCUUUUAAGGUUAGUGCAACCUAGAAAUUAGAUUUUUAAAAUGUGACAUUAUUUUGAGGAAAGUCUAUACUGCAUGUGUAAAUCUGUGAUCAGCAUUUUAAGAUCUGAUGGUGUAUGAUGUCUUCACAAAGUGAAACAUUUCAAGUGCUGUUUUGUAAUGGUUGCAUGCAUUGAAUAUAUUGGUGAUUCUUGUCCCUUAGACAUGUGAGAUCAUCUUACUGAGAAGUGUGGAGCUUUGAUUCCAGUUAACCAAUUACACAGGAUCUAAUCAAUGUUGGAAUUAAAACGUUUUACAAAUUAAAUAUUAACACAAUAACCAUACUUUGCACAGCUCUCUGAUACAGCAUAUUUGUGGACAUAUUAGGCCUUUUUAAAAAACUAAUGUUUUUAAUAAAAGGGAUCAUGAUAAACUGGCUAAUGAUUCGUGAACCUUGGCCUGUGGGUGGAGCUCUCUGCCUCAGAGUUUGCCAAAUUGGUGGAGAACCCCUGCCUGCUGAUCAAUGUCCAGUCAAUCCCAAGUUAAAGUGGAUAUCAGACAAGGAUGGCAUGGGCUCAAAAUGGUGGCAAAACAGCUUUCAAAAAUGUACCAUCUACGUGAAGGAAGUCCCACUGAGCUAAAGCUUUGACACCUGUGGAACUGUACCCCGUUAUGGGUUGACCAAUUCACAAGAGGAAAGUGGGGAAAGAAAACAAAAUGAAUUUUAGGAUCUCAUGUUUCACUAAAAGGUCAGACAGGAAAAAGAUUUCCCUAAAAGAAAGAAUUAAAAAGCAACGGAUGCGACAUUAUCCAUGACACAUUUUAAGAAAUAAUCCCUUCAUUGUACAUGCUGAAUAUGAAAAGCUCAAUGCACUCAGGAUACAUAGAGUGUUAAUAUGCCAUUUCAAUCUACUUGUAUUUACUAUUAACUCCCUUGUUACAAAAGUGAGGAUUUGUGGGUACAUUUUGUGUAUACUGUGAAAGGAAUAUAACACUGAUUUUAAAAUAAAUAGACCUCUGCCAUCUGGAGCAUUUUGCUUUUGUAAAUAUGAAUGGAAGUUUUGCAGUUCAAGAUAUAACCAAAGUAUGACCAUAUGUCGAUUAACACAUCUGUCCCUCCCCACCUGAAAUUAUUUUGUUCAAACUUGAUCUGUUUAGAAGUUGCGAAACAAUUCAUUGUUUCAUUACCCACUCUCCACCCCACAAGCCAUUCACUGAAUAUGCUUGCAGAGAGCUGUCACUGUCUGGUCACUGCAUUUACAACUUACUGUUACAUGUCUGAUAUCCCUUGGUGCACAGGCCUUAUGAACAUUGUAUGUUUGUACCUUUUCUACUGUUUGUAUCUCUGAUCAUGACUGUUAAAAGUGCUGCUUUUGAAUCUGUGAUUUCACUUCUGCUUUACAAAUGUUAGAGUUUUUGACAUUAAAAUAUACAUUGUGUAA
Molecule: messenger RNA, 6158 nt
Organism: Hemiscyllium ocellatum (epaulette shark)
Lineage: Eukaryota; Metazoa; Chordata; Chondrichthyes; Orectolobiformes; Hemiscylliidae
Gene: limd2
Product: LIM domain containing 2
Exons: 4
Coding region: 191-481 (96 amino acids)
Biological process (GO): actin filament bundle assembly
Cellular component (GO): plasma membrane; actin cytoskeleton
Molecular function (GO): actin filament binding
Source: RefSeq, a predicted model, not a curated record